Molecule: messenger RNA, 7141 nt
Organism: Poecilia reticulata (guppy)
Lineage: Eukaryota; Metazoa; Chordata; Actinopteri; Cyprinodontiformes; Poeciliidae
Gene: atp2a2a
Product: ATPase sarcoplasmic/endoplasmic reticulum Ca2+ transporting 2a
Biological process (GO): calcium ion transport
Cellular component (GO): membrane
Molecular function (GO): P-type calcium transporter activity; ATP hydrolysis activity; ATP binding
Source: RefSeq, a predicted model, not a curated record
CUUUCAUCUGCCCCUGAUUUGAACGCAGCUGCCAGCGUUCCUCCAAUGAUAGGAGUCCACAUGCAGCACAGGGAAGAGAGACAGCAGAGAGGCGCCUCGCUUUCAUAAAAGCAGACUGAGAAGACCGAGUGGAAGCACAGAGAGCUGCGCCACGGUGAGGCAGGAAACGGCACCGGGAGGACUGGACCGAAUGCAGUCCCGAACACAGAGCACUGCCGCAGACACGUCCCCACCAACAGCGGAGACCAGCGGAGCCUCACACUAACCUUCACCCGGACAAGAAGGAGAAGUUCGGCUCACCUUUAAUAGAAAAAAAAAGAAAAAGGAAAAAAGAAAGAAACCGUCAUUCGCGUGCAGAUAAUCUUAACAGGGAGCCGGGGGAACACGUUACACUGCCGACGGUAGCUAACCGAGAGUGAAUGUACGGCUCUCAGUUGGCACACUCAUUAUUUCUCCGAAAAGUACUGACAGCUUCCAAGAGCCACCGAGUCUCCUCAGACUAAUUCAGGUGAAGCUCAGUUGGAAGGAUCCUUCCGCCAUGGAGAACUCUCACACGAAGACUGUAGAAGAAGUUUACAGUUAUUUCUGCGUCAAUGAGAGCACAGGACUUUCCCUGGACGAGGUGAAGCGGCAGAAGGAGAAAUGGGGCCUAAACGAGUUACCAGCAGAAGAAGGGAAAUCUUUAUGGGAGCUCGUCCUGGAACAGUUUGAAGAUCUGCUCGUUCGAAUCCUGCUGUUAGCUGCAUGCAUAUCUUUUGUCCUGGCGUGGUUCGAGGAGGGAGAAGAAACAAUCACAGCGUUUGUGGAGCCUUUUGUAAUUUUACUUAUUCUCAUCGCCAACGCCAUCGUCGGAGUGUGGCAGGAACGCAAUGCUGAGGACGCCAUCGAGGCUCUGAAAGAGUACGAGCCGGAGAUGGGGAAGGUGUACCGGCAGGACAGGAAGACGGUGCAGAGGAUCAAGGCCAGAGACAUUGUACCGGGCGACAUUGUGGAAGUGGCUGUUGGAGACAAAGUGCCUGCCGACAUCCGCAUCUGUUCAAUCAAGUCAACGACUCUGAGGGUAGACCAGUCCAUCCUGACAGGUGAAUCUGUGUCUGUCAUCAAGCACACCGACCCCGUCCCGGAUCCUCGAGCCGUUAAUCAAGACAAAAAGAACAUGCUCUUUUCUGGCACCAACAUCGCCGCCGGGAAGGCCGUGGGUGUUGUCGUGGCCACGGGCGUCAACACAGAGAUCGGGAAGAUUCGCGACGAGAUGGCGGCCACAGAGCAGGAGAAGACGCCGCUGCAGCAGAAGCUGGACGAGUUCGGCCAGCAGCUCUCCAAGGUCAUCUCCCUCAUCUGCAUCGCCGUGUGGAUCAUUAACAUCGGCCACUUCAACGACCCCGUCCACGGCGGCUCCUGGAUCCGCGGGGCGGUCUACUACUUCAAGAUCGCCGUGGCACUGGCCGUCGCUGCCAUCCCCGAGGGCCUCCCCGCCGUGAUCACCACCUGCCUCGCCCUGGGCACCCGCCGCAUGGCCAAGAAGAACGCCAUCGUCCGCAGCCUGCCCUCUGUGGAGACCCUGGGCUGCACCUCCGUCAUCUGUUCGGACAAAACCGGCACUUUGACCACCAACCAGAUGUCUGUCUGCAGGAUGUUCAUACUCAACAAAGCAGAAGGAGAAAGCUGCUCUCUGUCAGAAUUCACCAUCACAGGUUCAACCUACGCACCUGAAGGAGAAGUUUACCAAGAUGGCAAACCAGUGAAAUCCUCCCAGUUUGAGGCUCUGGUGGAACUGGCCACCAUCUGUGCGCUGUGUAAUGACUCCUCCCUGGACUUCAAUGAGGUGAAGGGUGUGUACGAGAAGGUGGGCGAGGCCACAGAGACGGCGCUGACCUGUCUGGUGGAGAAGAUGAACGUCUUCGACACAGAAGUCCACAACCUGUCAAAGAUCGACAGAGCCAACGCUUGCAACUCGGUGAUCAAACAGCUGAUGAAGAAGGAGUGCACCCUCGAGUUCUCCCGGGACAGAAAGUCCAUGUCUGUCUACUGCACCCCCAACAAGUCCCGCUCCGCCGUUGGCAAGAUGUUCGUGAAGGGGGCCCCGGAGGGCGUCAUCGACAGAUGCACUCACGUCCGAGUGGGCAACACUAAAGUCCCCCUCACUCAAGGCAUCAAGGAAAAGAUCAUGUCCGUUAUUCGCGAGUAUGGGACAGGUCGGGACACGCUGAGGUGUCUGGCUCUGGCCACACGAGACAGCCCCCCUAAAACAGAGGACAUGGUCCUGUCCGACAUCGCCAAAUUCUCAGAGUAUGAGUCCGACCUCACCUUCGUCGGCUGUGUGGGCAUGUUGGACCCGCCCAGGCAGGAGGUGGCCGCCUCUAUUAAGUUGUGCCGCCAGGCCGGCAUCCGGGUCAUCAUGAUCACGGGCGACAACAAGGGCACAGCCGUGGCCAUUUGCCGACGCAUCGGCAUCCUGAUGGAAGAUGAUGACAUAGAGCACAUGGCCUUCACUGGGCGGGAGUUUGACGAACUGACCCCCUACGCCCAGCGGGAGGCUGUGACCAAGGCUCGGUGCUUUGCCCGCGUCGAGCCCUCCCACAAGUCCAAGAUCGUUGAGUUCCUGCAAGGAUUCGAUGAAAUAACCGCCAUGACGGGGGACGGAGUGAACGACGCGCCUGCUCUGAAGAAGGCAGAGAUCGGCAUCGCCAUGGGUUCCGGCACGGCCGUGGCCAAGUCGGCCUCAGAGAUGGUCCUGGCAGAUGACAACUUCUCCUCCAUAGUGGCCGCUGUGGAAGAGGGCCGAGCCAUCUACAAUAACAUGAAGCAGUUUAUCAGAUACCUUAUCUCCUCCAACGUGGGUGAGGUUGUCUGCAUCUUCCUGACCGCCGCUCUGGGUUUCCCCGAGGCUCUGAUCCCAGUUCAGCUGCUGUGGGUCAAUCUGGUGACAGACGGCCUCCCCGCCACCGCGCUGGGCUUCAACCCCCCGGAUCUGGACAUCAUGGAGAAGCCGCCCCGUAACGCCAAGGAGCCGCUGAUCUCUGGCUGGCUCUUCUUCAGAUACCUGGCUAUUGGAGGUUAUGUGGGCGCUGCCACUGUGGGAGCUGCUGCCUGGUGGUUUGCAGUGUCAGAGGACGGCCCACAGCUCACGCUCUACCAGCUGAGCCACUUCCUGCAGUGCAGCCCUGACAACCCCGAAUUCGAAGGCUUGGACUGCCACGUGUUCGAGUCGCCGUAUCCGAUGACCAUGGCUCUCUCCGUGCUCGUCACCAUCGAGAUGUGCAACGCUCUAAACAGUCUGUCAGAGAACCAGUCCCUGCUGCGGAUGCCUCCCUGGGAGAACAUUUGGCUGCUGGGGGCCAUCUGUCUCUCCAUGUCCCUCCACUUCCUCAUCCUCUAUGUGGAGCCUCUCCCCGUCAUCUUCCAGAUCACGCCCCUGGACACCACCCAGUGGAUGAUGGUGCUGAAGAUCUCGCUGCCCGUCAUCCUGCUGGACGAGCUGCUGAAGUUCGCCGCUCGGAACUACCUGGAGCUGGGUAAACAGCUGGAGAAGCCGUCCCGCGGAGGCUGCCCCCUGUCUGCAUGCGCUGAGGGCGUCUCCUGGCCCUUCGUGGCCGUCGCCCUGCCCCUGGUGCUGUGGAUCUACAGCACAGACACUAACGUGUCCGCCAUGUUGUGGCCCUGACUGACUCCGGCACACUACCCCUCCUGCACACCAGUGUGAAGUGGACGUUAACACACACCUAACAGUUACAUUAACUCUGAAUAACUCGUUGUAAACAUCCGCACCUGCUCUGACCACUGUCAAAUAUGUUCUACUUACAUUUCCACUGAUACAUUUAUUAUUUUUUUUAUUUUGUUUUUGGGGGGAGAGGGGUUGGUAUUUAGUCAUAUUUUAAUGACUGAUAUUACAUCUGUUAUUUUCCUACCAGGCUUCUCCCAUCUUCGAGCGCCAUAGUGACCAGUUAGAGAAGCCUGUGAUGUUGGAGCUUUGUGUUUUAGCUGUACAGAGAAUUUACACUAUUUUCUAUUAAUAUUUUGUAAUUUUUAGGGAGGGAACAAAGAGUCUCGGACGUGUGAUUGUAACACCAGAAAAGUGCAGAGCUGAAAGGAGGGGAAAGUCUUGCAAUAUAUGAAUCUCAGUUAUUAUUGAACUCUGUACACCUUCAUUAUUUUUCUGCACCAGGCAGAGCGCAGCUACCUCAAUGCUGUUAUUAUAACCAGAAGUAUCCAUUUUGUCUAAACACCAUUUCAAAGGUUAUCACUAAAAGUGUUGAGGUAUGUACCACUUUGUUUUGCUCACACAUUUAAAUUUUUUUUUUACACACACAUAUAUAUAUAUAUAUAUAUAUGUUUAGAUUUAUUUUUCUGUUCUUUUUUAUGGGGAAAAGGACAAAAAUGUGUUACAAAUUUAUUUCACAGCAAUUUUUGAUACAGCCUGUUGUUAAAUAUACAGACGCAGACCAUACAGUUGCUACCCGUGGUAAAGAUGUUUAAAGGGGCAGUAUGAUGUGAAAUCAACUUUUUUGAGCUUUACAUCAGAUUUUAUUAUUCAAAAACCCACCUGUAAUGUUGCUUUAAUUCUCUCAUGCAUGUUUGAGGAAUAUUUUAAUCUCCCGUGGCAACCAUUCUGGUUUGCAAAAUGCCUAGCCUCAUCUCAACUCCUUCAGACUAGCCAGCAGCAAUUAGCAAACACCUGGUGGAACUGCAUGUCUGCUGAGCUCAUCAUAGGAGCUACUUCUCCGAGCAGCACUGAUAGAAAACGUUGUUAAAGGGUUCAUAAAGUGUUAAUAGAGAAACACUGUUGUGAUGACGUGCUGGAAAGAGCAGGAGAUUCUUAAAGAGACAGGCCCAGUUUCAAGGUGUUAAUUGGCAAAGUCAAAUUUUGUGAAAUGUCAUUGCUAGGAAAUGAUGCUGUAUGUCUGGAAAGUAUAUAACACUGCCCCUUUCAAAAGCCUGAAAAUGAAUUCAUUUCAUUUGAGUACAUUUAUUCAAUGGGAUAUCAUGUUAAGAAAUAUUUUUUGGCAAAGUUCCACUUACCAAUCCCUUCAGAAUAAAUCUAUCCGAGGCAUUAUUUUAAUUUACACUUGAUGUUUUUUUUAGUUAUGUAAAUACAUUAAUUUACAAUACAUUAAAAUACAUGCACCGAUUUGCAGUUUUUUGGCCAAUCACCAAUCUUCAAAAAGACUGACCUGACAGUGCUGGUUUUGGCUGAUACCAAUUUUUUUCAGCAUUGUUGCUAAAUAUAGUGACACAGUGGUGUAUUUCUUUUAGCCAAUGGGCUGGAUCAGGAUACUUGCUUUGACUGGCCACCACAAACGUGUGAGCAGGAUGGUUAAGCGGUAACAAGUGGGAUGUUGGAGUCGUGUGCGGACCGGCGGGGUCACACUGACCCCACGUAUGCUUUUACAACCUAUUUUUCUUUUGUGUGUCGUUUCGGGAACUGACGGUCUGACGGACAGUCCGACUGUGACAUCUACCACAAGAGAGUUAAAGAACUUCCCGCUGAACAAAUGUACUCAAAUUAAAGGUUCGAUUUUUCGGAAAAUGCCCGACACCUUCCACGCUGCUACAUUAAAAGUAAAAUUUAUUAGAUUGUUUUUCCACACCUCCUCACCAAAGUACCAACACUUAAUUCUGUCUGUAUAUACUUGAAAACUUUUUUUCUCAUUAUCUUCAGCUUUUCUUUAGAUUCUGCCUUUAUUCCUACUGUUAUGAUUUUAAUACGCGAGUAUCCCGCACAUACUGUACUUGAAUGUGUAAAAGGAAAAAAAAGUCUCAUGAGCAUAGCACAACGUGAACAUUUUAAGAAAAAAAGACAAAAAAAAGGACUCAUAAGGCUGAAACAGCUGAUGUAUAUCUGUACAUAACAUACAAGUAGAGUAUGUAUAUUUUAUUUGUCGAUGUCAUAAAGCAGCGACACUAGAGUCUCCUUCUAGUGGGGACGAUUAGCACCUCUCUGCAUGCCUACUUCACUCCAGCGCUGGUUGUGGGUUUGUUUGUGUUUCUUUUUGUUUUGUUUUGGUUUUAGAUCCACAGUCGGGAGUUUUACCCGCAGAGUGAGAACUCUAAUCAGCAUGCCGACUACCAGCUCAUCCUCAGAAAAAAAAAAACCCGUCUGUUUGUUACUGCUGUAUGUAUAUUAAGGUUGAACAAGUACAGAGAGAGAGUGAAAACUGAGAUUGUAUUGUGAAAUGCCAUCAGUGCCACCAAGUGCCAGUGGCACACUGACCGGAAACAUGUUUCCAGGCUCAGUGUCGCUGGCGCUGGUUGUUUUUGAUUGUAGACUGGCAGAAACAAGUGCCCAUAUAUUAAUACAGGAUAUAACUUUGAUACAUUUGUUUUUGUGUGUGUGUGUUUUUGUCGUGACCUGCAUUGGGUCCCAUCCUAUCUGAGCUUCCCACACAUGAUUUCUGCCGUCUGACUCUUCCUUUUCUUCUUGUUUCCUUUCACAGGAAAGGCCAAAUAAACCCUCCUCUUUGCUUUUUAUUAUUUUUAUUUUUUUGUUUAUCUUUACAGAAACUUUGGGUUUGGUUUUUGUAGUGUGCAUGUGUGUUUUGGGGGCAGCGCGUCUUUACAAAGAGCUGCCUGCAGCUGUGACAUGAAGUCCAAGGCUGUAAACGAACGUCGGUCAGAAAGCAGUCGGCCCCGUCUUCCUGCAUGAGGAGCCUCAGAUGAAACAUUUCUCCCUCCAUCUUUGGAAGCUGGUAGAAUACACUGUAUAGGUCAUUCGUUUCUUCAUGCUGCAUGUCAGCUGCUUCAUCAGAACCUUCUAAUCAACAGUGUAUAGUGUUAGUAAAUCAAUCAAUUAGACAUUUGUCAGAUUAAUACAAAUGUUAUAAAGCUUAAGAGAAAUCUGUUUUUUUUUCUAAGGAAAUACUUUUAUGGGACAUUUAACAAAACAAAAACUGUUUAAUUUUGGGCGUUUUUUUUUUUCUUUUUUUUCUUCGCUUUGCACUGAUACGUGCAAUGUGUUUGGAGGAUUUUCUUUUUUUUGCCAUAUCUGGGAAGGGUGGCUGUGGAGUGAUGCAUAAUGUUUUACUGUAAGUACGUCAGGCACUGGCGUUUCGUUGCCAAACUGCUGUACUGUAUUUUCAGAUAAUUGUACUAUGUAUCACAUGAACCGUUUCAGGUAAAUAAAAAAAAUUACUGUCAUACAUGA